AUGGCGAAACCAAAAGUCGUGGUGACGCGCCAGUUGAUCGACGAAGCUCAGACAAUACUCGAUGGAAAGAAAGAAGAUCUCGAAAUCGUACAAUGGAGUUCAGAAAAGCCAUGCCCGCGCUCCUGGCUUCUCGAAAAUGCUCAAGGAGCAACAGGAAUACUAGUCAUGCUUUCGGAUCAAGUGAAUGAGGAACUCGUACAAGCGGCUGGACACCAGCUCAAAGCCAUCGCUUCCUUCUCAGUCGGCACAGAUCACGUGGACCGCGAAGCGCUAAAGAAACGCAACAUCCGUCUUGGAUACACACCGACAUGUCUUACCGAUGCUGUCGCCGACCUCACUGUCAUGCUCAUCUUGAUGGCGCAGCGACGAGGCGGCGAAGCAAUCUCCAAAGUCACCAAGGGCGAAUGGCCGCAAAUGCCAUGGCAUCCUCUACUCAUGACCGGCCCACAGAUUCGGGGCGCGACGGUCGGUUUCCUUGGGUUCGGGCGAAUUGCGCAGGCGAGUCUGGUCAGGUUGAUGGGGUUCGGGAUCAAGAAGGCUAUUUACCUGACCUCAAAACCUGGAAAGUCGGUUAAGGAAGAUCAUUUCGGAUUGCUAAAGGAGGGAAAGAUUCCCAUCGAGCCGGCGCAAAGUGCAGACCAACUGGCCAGCGAAAGCGAUGUGGUGGUUGUUGGCUGUGCACUUACGCCAUCUACGAAGCACAUGAUCAGCACCGACUUCUUCAGCAAAAUGAAGAAGCUCGCCGUCAUCGUCAACAUCGCGCGAGGCCCCGUCAUUGAUACAGAUGCGCUGGUCAAGGCGCUAGAUGAACAGCAGAUCUUUGGAGCUGGGCUAGAUGUCAUUGAGAACGAACCCAAUAUUCAGGCCGAUCAUCCGAUUCUGAAGCAAGAAAGAUGUGUGCUGGUACCCCAUAUUGGGAGCGCGACGAUUGAGACGAGAGAGCAGAUGGCGACUGAGUCGGUGAAGAACUUGCUAGCUGGGAUUGAGGGAAGUGAGAUGGUCAAUGAGGUGGAGCUAUAG
Parastagonospora nodorum SN15 is the source of this 1020-nucleotide messenger RNA. RefSeq lists its product as hypothetical. Gene Ontology annotation, molecular function: NAD binding; glyoxylate reductase (NADPH) activity; hydroxypyruvate reductase [NAD(P)H] activity. Lineage: Eukaryota; Fungi; Ascomycota; Dothideomycetes; Pleosporales; Phaeosphaeriaceae. The transcript has 2 exons. The coding region runs from base 1 to 1020 and encodes 339 amino acids. The record is from RefSeq and is a predicted model, not a curated record. Gene Ontology annotation, cellular component: cytosol.